Callorhinchus milii (elephant shark) is the source of this 5360-nucleotide messenger RNA. RefSeq names its product reticulon-4. Gene Ontology annotation, biological process: brain development; neuron differentiation; endoplasmic reticulum tubular network formation. The record is from RefSeq and is a predicted model, not a curated record. Lineage: Eukaryota; Metazoa; Chordata; Chondrichthyes; Chimaeriformes; Callorhinchidae. The coding region runs from base 383 to 4468 and encodes 1361 amino acids. Gene Ontology annotation, cellular component: postsynaptic density; neuron projection. The transcript is spliced from 10 exons.
AGACAGUCAGUCAGACACAGAGCCCGGGUAGAGGAGCAGAGCAGAGCGGCCACGUUUGCUUUGGUGGCUUUAAUAUAUUUUUAAAAUUUGUUGUUUUUUUUUUAAACCCCCACACACCACAUCCACACCCACGAAACGACAUUAAUUGUUACGAAAACAAACGGGAGCAGCUCGUUUUUUUUUUAAAAAAAAAAGCAAAACAAAAAAAAAGGAAGCAAAAGACCAAAGGGAACUUUUUUUUUAAAAAAAAAUUAUUAUCGUUUAAUAAUAAUUAUUCGUUAGCUCCGGAGCCCCCGCCACACCAUGGCCGACGACUGGAAUAGCUCCGACGACUGGAAAACUCCCGCGAUCUCCUCCUCGGCGCUCAUGGACAACGACGGCGAUGACUACGAGGAGCGAGGAAGAGGCGUGGGGACGACGGCGGGUGAGACCGGCUCCUCGACCCCACCGCCCCUCAAACCCGGGGCCGGCGACGCUCCCAAGCAGCAGCAGCAGCAGCAAGCCACAGGCCCCCGCCAGGGACCGCUUCGAGGAGCCCAAGAGCAGCGGUGAGAUAGCCGGCGACGGCUGGAUGAGGGAACGCGAGGCCCUGCCCUCUGCGACUGAGGUGAAGACCCCGACUCCUCCGUUCCUGGCCGCCACCAAGAUCGCGCCUCACCCCGACUCCACUUCGGCUCCUCAGUCCACCGGCCCGGUGGCCGAGACCCGCGGCAAAGGCCGGGAGUCAGCCGGUUAUGCUUUCCUAGAGCAGAAGUUCAAUACAAAAGACGAAUCCUUUUUUUCUCCUCCUUCCGUUGCACCUGAAUGUGUGAUGCAGUCCUCUGCAGAGUUUUCUGUCAACUUGAAAGACCAACCAGUGCGCGCCAAGCCUGUGGGACCACAGGAUGCUGCACCUGUGCAUGUUGAAACUGUUCCUGUCUUCUCUGUGUCUUCCUUUUCUUCUGCUGAUUCUAUAACUGAAUUAACAAUAUCCACAAAAGCAGUCCAAAAUGAUGAUCUUACACAGACUGAAGCACUCGCAGACACAGUUUCACAAACAAUCUCUGGUUUUAUGGAAAGUACAAUGGACAAACAAGUAGCAGAUGGUUUAGAGAAAGUUCAAGAUGUUAUUGAAAAGAUGGAAGUGAAGCCAGCAUUUAGUGAAUCGGUAAACCUCGAAUCACUAAUUUCUGUUGGUGAAUAUGAAUCCGAUAGGGAAGUAGAAUCAAGUGGAAAUGAAUUUGAAUGGACUGUAUUGUCUGUGGCUAAAGAAAACGUACCAGAAAAAGCCAAAUUGGAUGAGGAAAGUCUGACAAAGAUUAGUAAGAUUGCAGGUGUAGAUGAUCAGUUGCAAGGUAAUUGGGAAGUUGGUUUGGAAACAAAUAUGGGAUUAACAUCUUAUGAGGAAGCAUCAGGAACAGGUUUGGCCUUAGACAAAAUUGUUGAGCAAAAGGAAUUCAUGCAGAAUGUGUUAACAAAUUUGAAUGAGCAAAUCUUAGAACCAGUUGACAGUGGUCUUAAUUUUUGUUAUGGAGACAUUUUGGAAGUGAAGGGGCGGAUGAAUUUAAUGCCUUCUAGUACAGAAAUUGAGGUAACUAUGAUUGAUACUGAUGUUGCUAGUGAAUCUACUUUUACUGUCUUUGGGAAGCCUGUUGAAACUGUUGAGGUUCAGGAGCAGGCCGAUUCAGAGAAGCCAUGUGAUACUGAAAAACAAACUGGGGAUCAGGAUAGUGGGAAGCUAGGCUAUGCGGACUUGGAGAGUGUCCCCUUCAUUCAACAAUCACUUGAAUCAGAUGGAAAAGAAAAGCCCUCUCUGGCUGAUAAAGUUUAUUUUGCGGUUUCAGUAAAAGGUGAACCUCAAACUGACAUGACGUAUGCUACAUUUGACUCUUACAACGUGUUGGAACCUCCAAGGUCGGCUUAUCUAACCACUAAUAACCCAGUUCCUGAGGAUAGUGGGACCAUUAGAGAAAAGUCAGUAUUGGAAGAAGCUUCAGCAGCACCACAACAAUUGGCUACCAUCAAGUCUGAAGUGGAUAAGGAGAUUAAACUUGCAGAAACUAAAUCUAGUUCACCAAUAGAUAAUGCAAGUAAAUUAGUUUCAAAGAUCGUCCCAUCUGCUUCUGAAAUGUAUUCCCUUGAUGGCUUAGCAGUCACUCAAGAACACACUGGGGAAACUGAGGCUCCAGGACAAACACUACAAGAUCAUGCAUCAGAUAAUCUACAAACCAGCUCUGCGUUCAAGUUGCAUCAAUCAGCAAUAGGAGUGGAAAAAACUGAAGAAGUUGAUGUGGCACAAAAAAAAGAAUCUCGAGAUUCUCUUGAUCCAUUUAAAGCUUUAUAUUCUAUGUCUGAAUGGAGUAUUGUAGGAGAGCCUGAAAAAAUGCAGGGUUUAAAGGACACAAAGGCACCUUCUCAUCUCGAGAGUGUUAAUGUCACAGAAUGUGCCACUACUCCUGAAGAACCGAGACAUGGUCCAGUGCAAGCUGUCGCUCAAAGUACUAAGGAGGAACAAAUUGUACAUGCAUUUCCAGAACAACUUGCGUUGUCAGGCAGACCUGCUCACAGCAUUACAGGGGUGUCACCAGUACAGGAUACAUUUGAGGAGCUAGGCUCAGUUUCUGUCGGAGAAAUUGGUGAAGGUACUGUAGUUGUGUCAGAACAGGUUCCUGUUUGUGAGGAAGGAGAUUUUCCAGUACGUGUAUCUGUUAGUUCCACUAUAGUUCCAGAAGUUAAAGUUGAGAAUUCUUUGCUGUUUGGCUACAGAGAGCCUGAUUCCUAUGAAAAUAUGAAACCACUUCCCCACUCCUUUGAACAAGUGUUGUUGACAAGUGAGUUUGUGGAAGAUUUUACACUGAUUGGUGUAAAACCUGAAGUGUCAGCUGACACUUUGGAGAUGAAAUGCCAAUAUGGAGCUGUGCCUAAGGAGAUUAUUAGCAAAUCUGAGCCUGAACUGGUUUUGGGAACUGAGAUGAGCAAUGUACUUGAAGUCAAAUCUGCUGAACAGCUUCUGCCUGAUUACGAAGAUAUUGAGCAAUUUGCGUUUUGCUCUUUAUUGGCCCAAGAGCCAAUUGAAAUUCCAACAUUGAUUAAGGAUCUAACUGAAGAAGUUCUGACUGGUCCGUUACAUAUUGAGGAGAAAGCUGCAACAGAAAUUAAAUCUGGUCAUCAGCAAGCUUCUGGAGAAACGUCGUCUCGUCCAACUGAAACAGCAAAGUAUACUGUUCAAGAAGCUAUCUCAGCUCUAACUACAAUUGAAAAUAUUGCUACACCAUUAAUUGCAGAGGCAGAGCCAACUGAGGAUAUUGUAAGUGUUGCUAAAGGACCUGCUUUAGAAGCAGUGUCUGAAGAAUCUGAUUUUGUAUCUUCCCAGCCAAUAGAUUUGAUGGGUACUCUGUCUUUACAGGGUGAUACAUUUACUGACAACUUUAAGGAAAAACAGGAUAAAGUUAAAAUUGAUAGUACUUCUACACAACCAGUCGAGGAGAAAGUGGAGAUUGAUACAUUUGCUGACAACUUUAAGGAAAAGCGGGAUAAAGUUAAAAUUGAUAGUAGUUCUGCACGACCAAUAGAGGAGAAAGUGGAGAUUGAACAAGGGCAUCUAAACACUCAAGAGGUGUCGCCUUCUGCUGUCAUCAAUGAAGAAGUAACCAAGGCUUCAAAAGAGGUGGUGACAAAAAUCUUAGAAACUAGUGUUGCCCUAGCAGAAGUGUUAGGAAAGGAGGAAAGAGCCAGAACAUCACCCAUGGGUCAGCAAGAAGUUGAUGUACUCCACGCAACUGCAGAAGAGGCCAUCGUUAGUAAAAAAUAUGUUCCUCCCGAAACUGUAAUGUCAGAAUUGCCUCCUACUGCUGAGAGCAGUGAAGUAUCUUCUGCUGAUCCUGAUAUUGCUGAUCGUUCAGUAAAGCUGAACAAAAAAUCAGUUGUGGACUUAAUCUACUGGCGUGAUAUUAAGAAGACUGGAUUGGUGUUUGGUGCCAGCCUUUUCUUACUGCUCUCCAUGACAAUUUUCAGCAUUGUCAGUGUAAUUGCGUAUCUUGCUCUGGCAUUGCUUUCAGUCACUGUUAGCUUCAGGAUAUACAAAGGUGUUUUGCAAGCAGUGCAGAAGUCUGAUGAUGGCCACCCAUUCAAGGGUUGCCUGGAGACUGAUGUUACUGUGUCGGAAGAUCUGAUACAUAAGUACAGUGACGUUGGGUUGGGCCAUGUCAACCGUGUGCUUACUGAACUCAGACGGUUGUUUCUUGUUCAGGAUCUGGUGGAUUCUCUGAAGUUUUCAGUGCUGAUGUGGCUGCUCACAUAUGUUGGUGCCUUGUUUAAUGGACUGACCCUGCUGAUAAUAGCUCUGGUAGCAGUUUUCAGCAUCCCUGUUGUUUAUGAAAGACACCAGACUCAGAUAGAUCAUUACAUAGGGAUGGUCAGCAAGCAAGUUAAAGAGGUCACUGCUAAGAUUCAAGCUAAAGUUCCUGGACUAAAGCGUAAACCAGAGUAAAGGCACCUGAUCUAAGCUUCAUGGCAUGUUGUCUGCUGGGCUGUCUCUUGAAUUGUCACAGGGAGGGUUGCGAAGAACAAAAUAGCCUUGGAACUGCAGUGUAAUUUGCAAAUCUUCUCCAUUUGGUAGUAACUUAGCUUUUGGAAACAUUGUUUUUCUGCAGUCUCUAUUUCAUGAUCCAUGAUAUCAAAUACUAAUGUGUAAGAAAUUAGAAUUCAGUUUAUUUAUCUAGUUUGGUACAGAGAACACUGGUUUGUAUUAAAGAUUUGAGAAGCUGUACAUUGCACUUGUCAGGGGUAGUGUCUUACUAUGUGAAAACAAAUCAUGGUGCAGUUGGAGCUUUUGGUAUUUUUCCCCACAGUUUGCACACUUGUUUGUAGAAUCUAUGCUGUGAGGUUGAUGCAGAAUUCUAACCCCAUGCGAUAAAAAUAUUUACUGUACCAUUGUAGUGAAAAUUGAGGUCUUGCUUUUCAGACUAAAAUUCUUUGCUGUAUUAAGAUUUUACUGUUUUAACAAUUGCCCAGUUAGUGUUUCACUAAGCUAAGGAGUUAAUUUCAGCAGCUCCACAGUGCUUGAUAGGUCAGAGUUGUCUGAUUUUUAAAGAUGGAUCCAUGGCACUGAAAGUUGCAAAAUAGAUAUAAUCGCAGCAUAAGCAUACAACUCAUCGCAAACUUUCAUCUGUGUAGUAGCACACUUAUAGCAACAUUAUCUGUACUUCUGGUAUCUGUGGACUGAAUAUCUAAUGCUGCAAAUAAAUGUAACUUGGAAAUUUGAAGCAUUGUCAUGCAAAAAUGUGAGAAUGAACAUUGAGUUGUAAAUGAAUUUGGCUCAGGCUUUUGUCUGAGGAAUGCAUUGUGAAAUAAUUGAGAACCAAUAAAGCUUACAGACAAAA